CCACACCACACCAAAUCAAACCACACCACACCACACCAAACCACACACAUCACACCACACCACACCACACCACACCACACCAAAUAUAUAAUAGCAAGUACACAAUUUAGACAACAAUGAACCGGGUAGUUAUCAUCACAAAAUAGGUAUCUUAUCUUUUGAUGUCUUGAUUACAAUGGUGACUGCAUUAUCGUGACAUUAUCGUAGUGUUGUAUCGAUCACCACGCUGCUCCCUCCACCACUCUGUCUCCCACCAGCCCUCACCGCCCACUCGCACGCCCUCACACCGCAGCCAUGGUUGAAGGAGUCACGGUAUGUGGAACAUUCAUCACCCAGAGGAUUAUUGAUAACGUUGACAGACUGGCACGUUUGUUUUUCCUGUGCGCGGGGAUCAACUUUUUAUUAGCUGCGGUACUAAACUGUUACUCAACAGACUACACCUGUCUGGAGAUGAGAAAAAAACUGUUAAUUAGCGCAGGUGGACUGUUUGGUUUUUACGUGGUUCUCCAGGCAAGUACCUGCGCGCUGUCUUCCAAGGUCAAGGAGACCAUUAAUGUUACCCAGCCCGGUACCAUGGAAAUGACACAAGCCACCACGCCAGACAACCAGGCCUUUACAAGUAGCACUCAGCAACACCUGCCCUCCGCUGCCACCAUUCCAACUCCCCAUCUCCAGCAGCCUCCUUUCGUUGACUUCAAGCCCCGCCAUGAUCUCGACCAUCCUCAAGUUUUUCCCGAAGCCCCCUGUAAUCCCACGGCCAGCCAGACGAGUGAAAUUACAUCACUGUGAUAUGAAAUGUAAUUUUGAUAUUAAAAUGCGUAAAGACAAA
Messenger RNA from Portunus trituberculatus (swimming crab), 829 nucleotides. RefSeq lists its product as uncharacterized. The transcript is spliced from 3 exons. The coding region runs from base 295 to 789 and encodes 164 amino acids. NCBI's taxonomy places the organism in Eukaryota, Metazoa, Arthropoda, Malacostraca, Decapoda, Portunidae. The record is from RefSeq and is a predicted model, not a curated record.